AUGAAGCCAUCAUUACACAUAUUGAAAGGUAGAUCCUCGUGGAAGGGACCUCAUGUUGUUCCAUUACCUAUAGCUAAUGCUAUCAAAACCGGAGUUCCUAUUAGAACAAACGCAAGAAGUUGUACUGUCUUACCACAAUUUGUUGGUUUAAAAUUUCAAAUACAUAACGGUAAGGAAUAUGCUGAAGUUGAAAUAACUGAUGACAUGGUUGGAAGUAAAUUGGGAGAGUUUGCUGCUACUAGAAAGAGAUUCACAUACAAAUUCUCGAAGAAUUAA
This is a messenger RNA of Debaryomyces hansenii CBS767, 276 nucleotides long. Its product is annotated as mitochondrial 37S ribosomal protein uS19m. Gene Ontology annotation, molecular function: structural constituent of ribosome; RNA binding. Lineage: Eukaryota; Fungi; Ascomycota; Pichiomycetes; Serinales; Debaryomycetaceae. Gene Ontology annotation, biological process: ribosomal small subunit assembly; translation. The transcript has a single exon. Bases 1 to 276 code for a protein of 91 amino acids. The record is from RefSeq and is a predicted model, not a curated record. Gene Ontology annotation, cellular component: cytosolic small ribosomal subunit; ribosome.